This is a messenger RNA of Centruroides sculpturatus (bark scorpion), 1540 nucleotides long. RefSeq names its product neuronal acetylcholine receptor subunit alpha-6-like. Gene Ontology annotation, biological process: nervous system process; monoatomic ion transmembrane transport; chemical synaptic transmission. Bases 53 to 1228 code for a protein of 391 amino acids. Lineage: Eukaryota; Metazoa; Arthropoda; Arachnida; Scorpiones; Buthidae. The transcript is spliced from 6 exons. Gene Ontology annotation, cellular component: membrane; neuron projection; synapse. Gene Ontology annotation, molecular function: neurotransmitter receptor activity; extracellular ligand-gated monoatomic ion channel activity; transmembrane signaling receptor activity. The record is from RefSeq and is a predicted model, not a curated record.
UAUCCACCCACUUUGCAUUCGUUUAUCAUUGUAUCGAAAUCCUUAUUGUACAAUGGAUUCUACAUUAUUCAAGAUUCACUUUAUUCUUACGAUAUUUUCGGGUUUAUAUUUUACAGCGCGAUCGGACGAGGCGGAUGUUCAAAAAUUGGUCCAACUUCGAAAGUCGUUACUGAAAGAUUACGAAAAGCAAGUUCGUCCGGUGGUGAUGAAUACCAAUUCGACUGUGGUUAAUUUAAUUAUAUAUCCCGUGUACAUUCAAGAAGUGGACGAAGACAAACAGAUAUUUGUUAUGGACGUUUGGUUGAAUCUGGAAUGGGAUGAUAAACGGUUCCAUUGGGACGAGAAAAUUUACGGAGACAUAUCGAUAGACUUUGAAGAACAAGAAAUUUGGAAACCGGACAUAAAAGUAAUAUCGAGUUCACCAGUCAGUAACGUAGAUCCUUACGGAAACGUUUUAAUCAAUGUACAGAAAGACGGAAAAGUGCGAUGGAACCCUCCGGCCACCAUCAGAAGUCGUUGUUCGAUAGAUUACUCCGAUUAUCCGAAAGAUUAUCAAACGUGCACCGUGAAUAUGAGUUCGUGGACCAGUUUAGGAGAAGAGAUCGACCUGUACAUGUUGCUGGAAUCCGCGGACACUUCCUAUUUGGACAACGACAAUCCCAAUUGGAAGCUAACGAACAGUAAAUGUCAAAGGAUUGUUCUGAAAGACGAUUGCUGUCCGGAAUUCUUCGUAAUGAUUUCAUGCAAUUUCGUUUUGAGUCGAAAGGCCGCUUACGGAAGUGACGUAGAAUGGGCCUUUUCUUCGGUAGUCGUCCUGCUGACGUUAACAAUGUUUUGGAUGCCUCCCGAAAAAGGAAAGAAGUUACUUCUGGGUUGCACUUCUUUGCUCAUUCUGUUUGGAGAAUUAUUAUUCUUCACUUUGUCUUCUCCUUCGCGCGGAAUAGCCAUCUACACAGCGUAUUUAAUCGAACAGUCGAUAUUCGCGGUAUUGGCCGCCAUUGUGAUGGAAGUUGUCGUUCUUAAUUUGUCACGCUUGACCGUUUUCGAACCUCCCGACGCAUUAAUGGAUGUCUUUUCACGGUCUGUCAAGAAAAUCUUCUGUCUUUGUCCUCCGGAUGAAAAUAAAACAUCGAUUCAUAAAGACUGGUACACGCUGGCGUUAUUCUUGGAUAGAAUAUUCUUUCUUCUCUUCUCCAUCGUCUUUGUUUCGAUCAGGAAAUGGGUCUGAUUUUUUUUUUUAAAUUCGUUACUACAAAUUUCCUUUUUUAUAACUUAAUAAAGACUCAAUUAAAGAGAAUUUUAAGACAGAAAAAUGUAGUAUUUAUCGGUUUCAUUGUGUUUGUGCAAUGCUUGUUUGAGUAUAUAAAUAAAUAAAAAUGAAGGGAAUGUAUCUGUUCCAUAUUUUUUAAUAAAAUUGAUUUGUUUUUAAAAGUGCUUACAGUAAUUAUAAAAUAUAUAAUUUACUUUCGAACUAUACUUUGUCUUGAGAGAAUUACAUUCAUAAAAUGGAAAAAAAUUUCCGAGAGUAAUUUACUUAUAU